Messenger RNA from Spinacia oleracea (spinach), 640 nucleotides. RefSeq names its product probable small nuclear ribonucleoprotein F. Gene Ontology annotation, cellular component: pICln-Sm protein complex; catalytic step 2 spliceosome; U1 snRNP. The transcript has 6 exons. NCBI's taxonomy places the organism in Eukaryota, Viridiplantae, Streptophyta, Magnoliopsida, Caryophyllales, Amaranthaceae. The record is from RefSeq and is a predicted model, not a curated record. Gene Ontology annotation, biological process: mRNA splicing, via spliceosome; spliceosomal snRNP assembly. Gene Ontology annotation, molecular function: RNA binding. The coding region runs from base 244 to 429 and encodes 61 amino acids.
AUUCAGGAUAACACGGCGUUCUUGACUGUGAAUCUAAAUGGCGUUUUGCGUGUAGCAUUGCUUGUAUGGACCUAAUUGUCUGAAAACGCAUACUUCUGUUUGGCCCACUUAUACGGGGAAGGAAGGAGAGUGGUUACGUUGGUAUUUUGUGAUUAGUUUCAGUUUCAGACCGUCCCAGUUAACCCAAAACCUUUCUUGAACAAUUUAACUGGAAAACCUGUCAUCGUGAAGUUGAAGUGGGGAAUGGAGUAUAAAGGUUAUCUUGUGUCUGUUGAUGGCUACAUGAACCUACAGCUGGCAAAUACUGAAGAGUAUAUUGAAGGCCAGAAGACUGGAGAUCUUGGAGAGAUCCUCAUCAGGUGCAACAAUGUCCUAUAUCUUCGGGGUGUUCCUGAGGACGAGGAGAUAGAGGAUGCUGAUAAAGACUGACAUACAAGCUUUUAGGAUUGUUAUAUGUUGCAGAUCUAUCACAGCCAGCUCAUGGGAGACGGAUAUAUUAGGGCGUAGAAGUUACUGGCUAAGAUGGGUGUGAUACAUGACAUACAAUUUACAGAGUGCGUAUUAUGUAAAAGAAUCGCUUAAUAUGGCGUAACAAAAUAUUCGUACGAGUUUUAUGGAAAUGGAAAUCUGGUUAGUUGGA